Molecule: messenger RNA, 1173 nt
Organism: Cucumis sativus (cucumber)
Lineage: Eukaryota; Viridiplantae; Streptophyta; Magnoliopsida; Cucurbitales; Cucurbitaceae
Product: protein TORNADO 2
Exons: 2
Coding region: 131-940 (269 amino acids)
Biological process (GO): auxin-activated signaling pathway
Cellular component (GO): plasmodesma; plasma membrane
Source: RefSeq, a predicted model, not a curated record
GCUUAGGACAUUGUGAUUGCUUCCUUUCUUUGGCUUUCAUUUCCACAUGAAAACCCUACAAAACUUCCCUUCACAAUAAAUCUAAUUCUCUCUCACCACACCAACAACUUAAACAAUAACCUCUUAAAACAUGGCAUUGAGUAACAAUGUCAUUGCAGCCAUCAACUUCAUUGCCUUGAUUCUCUCGAUUCCUGUCAUCGGUGCAGGCAUCUGGCUUGCAACCGAACCUGACAAUGCUUGUGUCCAGGUUUUGCAAUGGCCGGUCAUUAUUCUUGGCAUCGUCAUCUUUCUAGUAGCUUUGGCAGGUUUCAUUGGAGCGUUCUGGAGAGUUUCGUGGCUUCUAAUGUUCUACCUUAUUGCUAUGCUUGUUCUCAUAAUUCUACUCGGUAGCUUGAUUAUCUUUGUGUUUUCGGUCACGAUGAGAGGAUCUGGACACGCUGAACCGAGCCGAGCUUACUUGGAAUAUCACCUUGACGAGUUCUCGCUUUGGCUCCAAAGAAGGGUUAGAAGCUCUCACAAAUGGGAAAGAAUUAGAAAUUGCCUUAGUUCUUCAACUACAUGUGCUGAGUUGAACCAAAACUAUAGAUUUGCUCAAGAUUUCUUCAAUGCCCACAUCACUCCUUUUCAGUCAGGGUGUUGCAAGCCACCAACAGAUUGCGGUUUCACGUUUGUAAACCCAACGUACUGGAUCAGUCCAAUUAGCAACGGAGCGAGUAUGGAUUGCUCGAAAUGGAGCAACGAGCAAACGGAGCUAUGUUAUGGAUGUGAUUCAUGUAAAGCAGGUCUACUAGCAAACCUAAAGGAAGAAUGGAGAAAUGCAGACAUAAUUCUAUUAGUUUCAUUUGUGGGUCUCAUUUUUGUGUAUUUGUUGGCUUUCAUUGCUUUGAAAAAUGCCAAUUCUGAGCAACUUUUCCGAAGGCACAAGCAAGGUUAUGUCUAACACUCUCAAGACAUCAACACACACACAAACCCUUAACCUUUUACUUUAUUUCAUUUAGUUUGCUUUCUUUCUUUCUUUUGAGGUUUACGAUAGACACGUUAAUGUUGAAUCCUUUGAUUUUUUUAGAAACGAGGAUGGGUUUUUGUUAAUAUUGACUUCUUUACAUUGAUCGUUUGAUUUGUGAAAGUAUCAAUGAAAAUGAGAUAUAUUAUUUCUUGAUUAUAAAAAAAAAA